Molecule: messenger RNA, 858 nt
Organism: Racocetra persica
Lineage: Eukaryota; Fungi; Glomeromycota; Glomeromycetes; Diversisporales; Gigasporaceae
Source: the annotation of a GenBank genome assembly
AUGGAGUAUAUUACAAAUCACGUUACAAAAGGUGGUAGGGAAAGAAUUCCAGUUUACUCCGGAAGCAAAGAAGAGAAAGAGAUUUAUUCUGAAUUUACAAAAAUCAUUAGAAUGGCAUGGGAGCAUGAUCCAUCAGAAAGGAUUUCUAUAGGCAAGCUUUAUAUAAUGCUUGCGAAUAUGCAAAACAAGUAUGUUCCUCGCGAAUACUUGCCCGACCUCUUACCCGAUAAAAUUUUGAAACUCGAUGAUAACAUGCCAGAAGAGCAUGUAAUGUCAGAUGAUGAAAGUCUUUACCUUUGUGAAGACGAUGAAGAUCUUAACGAAAUCGAGGAAAUUCUGGAAGUUGAUCAAGGAAUUGAACUUCAUGUAACGAGAGAUCCAGCAAAAAGGAAAGUAGCUUGGAAAUGUUUUGUGGCAAAUGCUGCUAAAGGACAUUCAAAAGCGAUAUUUUGGAAAGGAUAUUAUCUAUGGGAAGGAUAUUAUACAGAUGAAAAACGCACACCAGAGAAAAUCAUGGAAGAUCGAAAUGAAGCACUUCAUCUUUUUAAAUCUGCGGCAGAUGAUGGUAUCGCAGAAGCACAAUUGCGUUAUUCGUUUGCAUUAAAGGAAUUAAAGCAGAUCAAAGCGAAUGAUAAAUACGAAGAAUUUAUGCAUUACUUGAGAUUAGCAGCAGAAAAUGGAAAUCCAGUGGCAAUGUUUAAUUUGUCAGAUAUAUACAUAAAUGGAAAAUUAAAAGAAAAGAAAGAUGAGGCUACUGGCAUAAGAUAUCUAAAACUUGCAGCAUUGAAUAAGAAUGAGAAGGCAAUCAUGAUGGCAAAUCAAAUGAAAUUAAACAUUUACGAUUCGAAUUACAAUUAG